AUGGCCAAGCAUGACUUCAUGACAGCAAAGGCGGUGGCGAAUCGCCAAAAGUCGAAAGGGCUCCAGCGACUUCGAUGGUACUGCCAAGUGUGCGAAAAGCAGUGUCGCGACGAGAACGGGUUUAAAGCGCAUACGUCGAGCGAUGCCCAUCAGCGUCAAAUGCUUAUCGUGGCAAGCAACCCGAGUAAAUUUAUCCAGGGGUACAGUGAACAGUUUGAACGCGCGUUCCUCGAGAACCUGCGGCGGUCGCACACAACCAAACGCGUGAGUGCCCACGUCGUCUACAACGAGUACAUUCGCGACAAGCACCACGUCCACAUGAACGCGACGCGGUGGACGACGCUGAGUGGGUUUGUUCAGUACUUGGGGAAGACGGGCAAGUGCGUCGUGGACGAAACCGAGAAAGGGUGGUUCAUCCAGUACAUCAACAACGACCCCGUCGCGAUGGCCCGGCAAGAAGAACUCAAGCGGAAGCACCAAGCGCUACUGGAUCACGAAGAGCGCAAUCGGCGCUUCAUCCAAGCGCAGGUGAAAGAGGCACAUGCAAAGUUCGGCCAAGGAAACGGCGUCGACGACGACAGGCCCGCACCAUUGCAUCAGCCUCGCGUCGACAAAGUGACCCUGAGCUUAAAGCCCAAAACGUCCUCGGAAGCCAAAGUGUCCAAGGUGGUAGUCCAGCCUGCGUUUGGCCAACAUGCUGUUAACGCAGAAGAAGAGAAGGCGCCGCCGCCCCCGUCAAAGGGCGGCAAGCGCAGCGCCAUGGACGAGAUCAUGGCAGAAGAGACGUCGAAGCGGCAGCGGCGAGACGAAGAUGAAGAACGCGUGAAUCGCCUCGACUACUGGAUCGAUCAAGGGCUCAUUGUAAAGGUUAUGGACAAACAAGUCGGCGAUGGCGCGUACUAUAAGCAAAAGGGGGUCGUUCUUCGAGUCCUUGACAAAUACGUGGCGGAAGUUCGCAUGCUCGAGACACGGGACGUUCUUCGGGUCGAUCAGGACGACCUUGAGACGGUGAUUCCCGUCGUCGGGGGCACUGUGCGCAUCGUCAAUGGUCUCGGUCGUGGAGCGCUCGCCACGCUGCUCUCGAUCGAUGAAGGUGCGUACUCCGCCGCCGUGCAGAUCACGUCCGGUUCGAAGAAGGGACGAAUGCUGUCGGCAGUCGAGUACGAAGACAUUUGCAAAGUUGUAG
Molecule: messenger RNA, 1186 nt
Organism: Aphanomyces invadans
Lineage: Eukaryota; Oomycota; Saprolegniomycetes; Saprolegniales; Verrucalvaceae
Exons: 4
Biological process (GO): DNA damage response; DNA replication
Cellular component (GO): nucleus
Molecular function (GO): double-stranded DNA binding
Source: RefSeq, a predicted model, not a curated record